ACAAGAAUCUGUUAAAUUAUAUUACUAACUUAAGUUGAGAUCACUAGCCCUUGAUCAUAUAGCGCCAAAACAUGUGUUGUCGUCACAUUUUGUGUCUCUAUUUUUAAUUAUAUGAUUAAAGGCAAUGAUCUGCUUUAGGCAUUUAAUUGGCGUUUUUAUAGAACUAUAUCUUGCAAUCUUCAUCGUCAAAACAUUCACACUUUAAUUCUGCUAGUAAGUAAACUCAUUUUUUAUGCGGGUAUGAUAGAAGAAGAUCCAACUGUAAAUGUUAGGAUAUAAGCUAUUUUGGGGGUAUUUUUUAGCAUUUGGAUUCGCAAGCUGAUAGGGGAACCAGAUGGGACAAUAAGAAAUGCAUAGAUAACAAGGGCAAAGCUAAGGCUAUAAUUUUCUUUAUGACUCCCUCAUUAUCAAACAAAUCUGUUCAUCCUUUGUACCGUUUAAAUGCUGUAGUGUUUAAAUGGUUUUAAUGCUGUACAGUUAGUCAAAACAGCGACCUAAAUCAGCCUUUUGUACCUCUACUCGAACGAUUCGACACAACGAUUGUGGUUGUUUUCGCCAGAGCACGCGCAUGCGCAUACGUUAUUCAGCACUGUCCGACCGAGGCGGUCUUUUGGGCGCCAUCCUAGCGCAAAUGUAUAAUUUGAUGUACAACGUGGAUGUUCUUCCUUGUAUAAGAAAUUUAAAUUAUCAAAGAGUUUGUAACAAAAUGAUUUAGAAUCUGCCUGUUUACUUCAUCGAAGUAUGAUAGAUAAAUGUGAAGCAAUUUUUCGUGAAAUUGAGCCUAAAAGUACUAUUUUCGGUCAAUUGUAUCUGAAAGAUCAAAGGUCGUUUAAUGAAUCUGGAUGGUUUUUUGUUUGUUCUGUGUAAUCUUUAUUGUUUUGGAGCCUUUUGAAGCAACAUUUAACGACUGUUCAACCGUGUAUGUACUUCUUCAACAGGACACUUCCUUAGCCAGUCAUUUCUUAUGCUUUUUGAGAUGAGCAAAAAAAGGAAUACACUGGCGGUGGACACCGAAAUGAGCGACCUGACUUCCGCCGGACCAGGUAACCGCUCCUCCUCCAGGGUGCGGUUUUCGGACGCCGUCAGCGAGGAAGAGGAGGCAGCCGCGGCUUUACCUAACAAAAAGAAGACACGCUAUUGGUCAAAAGGUGACCGUCGGUACAGCGAAGCUGAGAAGGCUUUUUUGAGCCGUGCUCGGAUUCGCUCUGUGGUCCGGAGAGAGGGCAAGCAGGAGAAGUUCGGAUGGCUCAAGUACUUCGAUCCCGGAGGGGACCGCCUAUACUUCUGGCUACUCGUCGUCUCACUAGCAGUACUAUAUAACUGCUGGGCCAUAAUACUACGGACCGCCUUCCCGCAAAUCAACGACAAAAUAACCUACAUUUGGCUUAUCUUAGAUUACUCAUGCGAUCUCAUCUACAUCGCCGAUAUCCUAGUAAGCAUGCGUACAGGCUUCUUAGAAGAAGGCAUACUUCAAACCUGCUCCACCAAAAUGCGUCGACAUUAUCUUCACACCUACGAGUUUUAUCUGGACGCCGGAGCACUGAUUCCUCUGGAUAUCGCUUACAUCUUUAUAGAACACGAGCCCGCUUUUCGCAUCAACAGAAUUUUGAAGUUUCAUCGCUUUUGGCACUUUCUUGACCGGACAGAAAGUCGGACAACGUUUCCAAACGUCGUCCGUCUAGCAUCGCUUGUGCAAUUCAUCUUGUUGAUUAUUCACUGGAACGCGUGUAUAUACUUCAUAGUAUCGCGGGAGAUUGGGUUUGGGUCGGACGUAUGGGUUUACCCUGGGGUGAGACAAGAGAUUUUGAACAGUAGCGAGAAUACGAUAUCCCGGAUGUACAUCUAUUCGUUCUAUUGGUCGACACUAACGCUGACCACGAUUGGAGAAGUACCUCCGCCUUACUCAGAAGUCGAGUACAUUAUAGUAACCUUGGAUUACUUGAUAGGUGUGUUACUCUUCGCUACAAUUGUUGGUAACGUUGGUAACAUCAUCACAAACCUGAACGCCACGCGGCUAGACUUCCAGAACAAGAUGGACGGCAUCAAGGCAUACAUGCGCUUCCACAAGAUCCCGCAGCACUUGCAGCGCCGCGUGAUCAAGUGGUUUGACUACCUGUGGACGUAUAAGAAGCACCCGGAUGAGGAGGAGAUUUUGCUUUCGCUGCCGGACAAACUGAGAGCAGAAAUCGCCAUCAACGUGCAUCUUGAUUCGCUACGGAAAGUCGCCAUUUUUCAGGAUUGCGAGGCGGGGUUUCUCUGCGAAUUAGUUCUGCGCUUGCGUUCACAGCUCUUUUCGCCAGGUGACUAUGUGUGCAGAAAAGGCGAAGUCGGGCGCGAGAUGUAUAUUGUCAACAGAGGCAAACUAGAAGUCGUUUCUGAGCACGGAACAAAAAUCUACGCCGUUCUUGAGGCUGGAAGCUACUUCGGCGAGAUAAGCGUACUGAGCAUGAGUAGUGCUGGAAACCGCAGGACAGCGUCAGUACGGUCCGUGGGCUAUACGGAGCUCUUCUGCCUCGCUAAGAACGAUCUGAUGGAGGUCUUGGACGAGUACCCAAACAUCAAAGAAAAAAUCGAGAAAAUAGCCAAAGAGAAAUUAGAAAAUGAUAAGCGAAGAACUAGUAUGUCGCUUAACCGUGCAGCGUCAUUUCGUAAUAAUUCUGGGCCAAGGAAGCCUAACGGGGGAGGUGACGGGACGACGAAUGAAAAUGUGACUUUGAAGCUCGAGACAAAGAUAGAGACGUUGGAGCGAAAAAAAGACGAGUUAGGUAAAGAGCUACAGCGUCAGAAGGUGGAGUACGACGAACGGUUGAACACUUUGGAGACCGCGCUAUCGGAACUCUUAAAGGCAAAGGGAAUUGACCUUAAAGGACUGGGGUUGAAAGACGACAGCGGGUCUGCAGCGUCGUUGAAAACCUCUCAGGAAUCAGUGUGGAAAAAGAGAUAGCACUUGCGAUUCUUAGAAAUCAAGAUUGGGGUGAAAUGUUUUCUGAAACACCAUAUUUCUUGUAUGUACUGGUUCGGCUGGUUCGUUUAUUGCCAAAACAAAAUAGGAAACUUAAGCCACGACAAUGGUAACGCGAACGGCACAAUGGAGACGUCAAAGUUUCAUUGUUCGCCAUUCUACACCAGCAAAUGUUUAGACUUUUCUUUACCAAAGAAAAACAAUCGUCCCAGCUUGCCAAUGAAAAAUUGUUGGCAUAUCUUUACGGUCAAUGUCCAUUGCCAACAAAAAUUUGCUCGUUAAGACGGUACUUUAAUGUUCCCUAUGGUAGAAAUAACAUUCUAACUUUUUGGGACUUACAAAGCGACUUUACACAAAAGCACUUGUUGGUUUUCUCUAGCGUCGAUGUCGCCGUGCUUAAGUUCGCUAAUGUUUUGAUACAGAAACGAAAUUUAUUUUUUUGUGAUGAACAAACAACAUGUCUAUCUCGUCGUGCUUUAAACAUUAUUAUCUCCAGAUGCAAAACAAGAUUGCCUUGUAAAAAUAUAGGCCCUCUACUGUAAAACCGUACUUUUAAAAAUGUGCAGGUAAGCACAAUCACACGCAUUGGAAUAAAUUAAAAAUACUGAAACUGUACCAAACAAAAAUCCGAGAUAUGGAUUAAUUACACAAAGCUUCCACAA
Messenger RNA from Nematostella vectensis (starlet sea anemone), 3624 nucleotides. Its product is annotated as cyclic nucleotide-gated olfactory channel. Bases 965 to 2944 code for a protein of 659 amino acids. The transcript has 5 exons. Gene Ontology annotation, molecular function: intracellularly cGMP-activated cation channel activity; voltage-gated potassium channel activity; protein-containing complex binding. The record is from RefSeq and is a predicted model, not a curated record. Gene Ontology annotation, cellular component: plasma membrane; intracellular cyclic nucleotide activated cation channel complex. NCBI's taxonomy places the organism in Eukaryota, Metazoa, Cnidaria, Anthozoa, Actiniaria, Edwardsiidae. Gene Ontology annotation, biological process: monoatomic cation transmembrane transport; potassium ion transport.